Echinostoma caproni is the source of this 237-nucleotide messenger RNA. Lineage: Eukaryota; Metazoa; Platyhelminthes; Trematoda; Plagiorchiida; Echinostomatidae. The record is from the annotation of a GenBank genome assembly.
AUGGAGGCAGAUGCGAUUUACGACUUUUCUGCCAAUGCCGAUGAUGAACUUGGUUUUAAAAAGGGUGGAUUCUUGAAGAUUUUAUGCGUUGAGGAGGAUCCGAACUGUCGACUAGAGGCUGAAGAACGACUCCUGGAGAUCGAUCCUGCCACAAACACGCAUUUGCAACCGGACGGUGCAUUCCUGUUGCGGCGCAGUGAGGCCGAUGGUAAAGGCUUCAGCCUGUCCGUAAAGUGA